AUGAGCAGCGGCUAUGGCUCACUCUCUGCCUCCCAGCUGAACCCUGGCACCUCCAGCAGCAUCAGCAAGGGCACAGAACACAUGGAGGAAACUGCCCAGGGGCACAGGGAUGGAGCAGCCUUGCAGAGUCACACAGGUGUAGCCACUGCUCCAAGUAAAAGAGAACUUUUACCCCAAAACGUCGAGGAAAAUUGUUCAACAGGGAGAAAUGAUGUUUCAGCUUUUCCUCCUGACUUUGGCCAUAAAGCUGAUGAAGCUCAGUGUGGGAAAAAGCCCAGCAAAUCUUUAACGUCAUGGGCACAAAAGUUGAAACAUAACCAACCAAAAAGAGUAACUGCAGAUGAAGUGUGUGUGAAGUCUAUGCAAGAGAAUGGGAAAGGGAAGCAAUUACCACUUGAGAAUACAAACCUUACUGAUGCUGCUUUGCCACCUUACACUUUUUACCUCAAUCCACCGAAGGAAAGUCCAAAUUCCUUAGUGUCUGAAGCUUCAGGACUUUCCUACUGGAAGUCAGAUGAAAAGGAGAUGUAUCACUCUCUACCAGGGAAUUUCAGAAGUGAGUUCACUGAUGUUUUCUCCACAAAAGUAUCACCAGAUCAGUUGUCUUCUGCUGGUGAAAGGAAGUUGUCAUCACUGAAGGAUAUUUAUCAUAAAAGACAAAGGGAAAGCAAGCAGAUGCCAGACCAGAGUUUUAUGCCUUCUUCCCAGUCGAGUCACCCACCAGAGGUCCUGACCUUGGACCCAACCCUGCAUAUGAAACCAGGUCAGCAGAACCAGGGACUCUGUUUUUUCAAUAUUCGUGAAGAGACUGCUCCUUUUUCUCCAGACUCUAUGGUGGAACCUGGAUUUUCAAGUCAGUGUGACACAGACUCUUUUUCACAGACAAGUAAUUCGUCUCAGCUGGAUGAUUCUCCCAAACACCCUGCCAGCAGCAGAGCUGUACAUUUGGACCUCUGGAGAAAUCACUCCUUCCAGAGUGAAAACAAGCCCAGCUCUCCCUUCCCAGUGGCAUAUAGGGAUGCUGACAAUGAUAAUUUAGCCAACGCUGAGGAGGAAGAAACACUGACACUAACUCCAUCUUCUGUUACUCAGUGUGCUGACAACAGUUUGCCAGAUUAUAGUUUGUCAGGGACAUGUGUUGAAGAUCCUGUGGUAAUGUCAAACAUCAGGCAGAACUUGAGGGAGAAACACGCUCGGCACAUCGCCGAUCUCCGGGCGUACUAUGACUCUGAGAUCCAGAGCCUGAGGCAGCAGCUGGAGGAAAGCCACAGAAAUGCCUCAGCUGAGGACCUGAAGAGAAUCAAUCAAAGUCUUGCUGACAGGUGUGACCAGUUAGAUGCAGCUCUGACUGAAGCAAGUGCUCGCAUAAAAGACCUUGAAAGUAAGAAUAAUCUGCUGGAAAAGCAAGUGGCAGAGUGGAGAGAACGUUUCCAGGCCCUCAGCAACACUUCCAAGGUGCUCCAGGAACGCAUCGAGGAGAUGCGCACGACGCACAAGGAGAAGGACAACACCAUCAGUCGCCUCAGGUCCAGGCUCAGGGAGCUGGAAGAGGCUUUUGAAAAGGCUUACAAGUUGUCUGAUAAUAAAAACACAAGGCUGAAGGAAGAAAAUAAGAUGUUUCAAAACCUUUUAGGAGAAUACGAGUCCCUUGGAAAGGAACAUGAAAGAGUAAAGGAUACAUUAAAUACAACUGAAAACAAACUGCUGGAUGCAAACACACAGAUUUCUGACUUGAAAAGGACCAUUUUAAAACUUGAAGCUCAGCUCAAGCAAGUGGAACAUGAAAAUAUGCUGAAGCUUCGCCACGUGACCGAGAAUCGUCUGAGGACCUCUUGUGCCAACAAGUUGGGAACUCCUGAUGUCAGCAGGAGAAAAUGGUUGAUCCCAGGAGCAGAAUAUUCCAUCUUCACUGGCCAACCUUUGGAAGGGCAGGAGAGCCCCAAAGAUAACAGACUAGAAGAAACCUAUAUUCCCUCGAGGCACCAUUCUCCUCCUGAAAAAGAUUCCUCACAAGAAGAUUCUUCAACAAACACAAUAGAAAAGAAAGAAAAUGAGAUGUCAGAAGCACCAAUUAUAAAAGCCUUUAAGGAACUUGAAGAAGGAAAAGCAUUUAAAGAUUGGGGUACACAGACAGAAAAAGAAGAUGCACCAGCUAAAACAUCAACUCGACGUCAAACUGUUGGGUUUGUUGAAACUUCUUUAGUUGCUAACAGAUCCCCAGAGAAAGGUAAAGACCAACACAGGCCGAAACGAUUGAGCUCCCCUUCUGGCCAGAGGUCAUCGUCCCUUCCUCCUUCCAACAGGAAACCAAACACUCCAACAAGAGAGAUAAUGUUGGCACCAGUGUCUGUGACAUACAGCCCCAAACGAUCUCCAAAAGAAAAUCUCUCCCCUGGAUUUAGCCAUUUGCUUCGCAGAAAUGAAAACACAGUGACAAGGUUUGAUAUACUUCUAGAUGACCUGGAAACUGGUCCUGCAUCUACUUUACAGCACAAUAAUCCAAGGAAAAGGCUCCAGUUUCUCUCACUAGAUGAUGUAGAAGGAAGGCAACAUUCAGGUGUCAGGCACAGCUCCUGUGCUGAACCCAUCAACAACGGGAUGAAGAAAGCAGCAGCCUGGGAUGAGAGGAGCAUAGCUCAAAAAUAUGAGCCAGUGCUGUCAUCUUGUGAGGAAGACUUCAAGUACACAGCAAGGAUCACGACUCUGGCUGAAACUGAGAGGCUUUUUGACGAGCUGACUCAAGAAAAGCAACAGAUUGAGGCUGCACUGAGUCGAAUACCUUGUUCUGGUGGAAGAAUGACCUUGCAAGCAAGACUAAAUCAGGAAGCCCUGGAAGAUCGUUUGGAAAGAAUCAAUAGAGAUUUGGGGUCCAUACGAAUGACCCUGAAGAGAUUUCAUGUUUUACAUACCUCUGCCAACCUCUGA
Molecule: messenger RNA, 2925 nt
Organism: Acanthisitta chloris (rifleman)
Lineage: Eukaryota; Metazoa; Chordata; Aves; Passeriformes; Acanthisittidae
Gene: MPHOSPH9
Product: M-phase phosphoprotein 9
Exons: 21
Coding region: 1-2925 (974 amino acids)
Cellular component (GO): centriole
Source: RefSeq, a predicted model, not a curated record